AUGGAGCAGACUAGCAGUGCGUACGUGGAUGAUGCGGGUGGCGAGGUCGGACGGCUGCAGGGCGAGCUUAGGAAGGCAGAGGAGCGCAUGCGGCUGUGGAAGGAGAAGACGCAGAUUGCAGUGAAUGAGCUGCGUGAGCGUAUUGUGCGGCUCACCCGUGAGCGUGAUGAGUUACAGGAGGCCAGCAGGCAAUGGAGGCAUCAGCAGGAGCUCCAGCAGCAGCAGCAGCAGCAGCAGCAUGUGCACAAUGGAGCAGAAGGCGGAGUUGCCGGGGUCUUGCCGCCGUUGUUGGCGUCUUCAUCCGUCUGCAUCCCAGCCGACUCUAUUCUGGGCGACUUAAUGCGGUGGACGGGCGCGACAAUGGACGUCUUUCUCGUCGCGUUGCUAAAGAAGUCGGAGGUUGCGCUGGAGGUGGCGGCGUCCGCCUCGCAGGAGCUCGACAAGUGCCAACGUCGCACGGCGCAGACGCUGCGGCUGCAGGCAAAGAACAUUGAGACGUUGCAGUCCGAAGCCUCUGUUCUUCAGCAGCAGCUAAACGAGGCCCUCGCAGCUGUUAGGGAGCGCAAUCAUGCCGUUGAUAGCCGUGACCAGGCCCUCUCCGUGCUGCAAAAUCGGCUGGAGGAUCUUGAGGCGGCCAACGUGCGGCUUGAGUCCUCACAGUUAGCGUUGAACAGCAAACCGAAUGUGGAGCAAAUCAAUCUGCUUGAGGCGCGCCUAGAGGAGGAGAUGGAGAAGUUGCGGCGUGAAUUUGCCUCGCGUGAGAGCGUCAUAUUUGACCAACACCGUGACGAAAUUGAGAGACUUGUGGCCAGCCAUGAGGAGGAGGUGGCGGAGCUGCGGGCGGAGUUGGAGGAGCGAGCGCUGGCCGCGGAGACGGCAGUGGCGGCGCAAACCGCCGCCGCCAAGGUGGACGCGGAGUUUGCGGAAAAGAGUGGCGAGCGGGCGUACAUGGAUCUACUGCGAGAGUUUGAAGCUCUGCAGGAUGAGUUGAAGUUGGCGGAGGGUGAGAAGGAGACACUGCUGGUAGAGCUGCGGGAGGUGCAGAGUAAGCUGGCGCGGGGCGGUGGCGGGACUAGCACGGACAAGACACUGCUGGAUGCGCAGCACGGGUCUCUCACGCUGCCGCAGGCAAUGGCGCGUAUUGCGGAGCUUGAGGGUGGCAUGCUGCGACUCUCCGAGGAGUUAUGCGAGACGAAGAAGCGACUAGUCGCCGCCAAGCAUCAGACGAAUUCCAAGGAGGCUAGUCGUUCGCAGGUGCUGGAGGGACAGCAACUUUCCUACCUCCGGUGCACAGUCGUGAAAUUGCUCUGCGCUAAGGAAGGCGGGAGUGUGGGUCGAAGUCUCUUUCCAGUGCUUAGCACACUCUUGCAGUUUACUGAAGCGGACCUGCAGCAGAUUUAUUCUGCCCACUCGGAUUGGGUAAAGCGGAGAUUUUGA
Messenger RNA from Trypanosoma conorhini, 1437 nucleotides. RefSeq lists its product as uncharacterized. NCBI's taxonomy places the organism in Eukaryota, Euglenozoa, Kinetoplastea, Trypanosomatida, Trypanosomatidae. The record is from RefSeq and is a predicted model, not a curated record. The coding region runs from base 1 to 1437 and encodes 478 amino acids. The transcript has a single exon.